Molecule: messenger RNA, 1707 nt
Organism: Anguilla rostrata (American eel)
Lineage: Eukaryota; Metazoa; Chordata; Actinopteri; Anguilliformes; Anguillidae
Gene: derl2
Product: derlin 2
Exons: 7
Coding region: 26-787 (253 amino acids)
Biological process (GO): endoplasmic reticulum unfolded protein response
Cellular component (GO): Hrd1p ubiquitin ligase ERAD-L complex; endoplasmic reticulum membrane
Molecular function (GO): misfolded protein binding; ubiquitin-specific protease binding
Source: RefSeq, a predicted model, not a curated record
GUUCUUCACUUCUACGCCCAGAGUAAUGACGUGUCAAGAAAGUGCCGGAAGCGCCGAUUUGUCCAAGAUGGCUUACCAGACGUUUCAACAGGAAUAUCUUCAGAUUCCUGUUGUAACCAGGGCAUAUACCACCGCCUGUGUUCUCACAACCGCCGCUGUGCAACUGGAACUAAUCACACCUUUCCAGCUAUAUUUCAAUCCUGAUUUAAUAUUGAAACAUUAUCAGGUAUGGCGGCUCAUAACCAAUUUUCUGUUUUUUGGUCCUGUUGGUUUCAACUUCCUAUUCAAUAUGAUUUUUUUAUAUCGGUACUGCCGGAUGCUGGAGGAGGGCUCAUUUAGAGGCCGUACUGCUGACUUUGUGUUCAUGUUCCUCUUUGGUGGUGUCCUCAUGACCAUAUUUGGCACCUUUGUGAGCCUUGUGUUCCUGGGCCAAGCUUUCACUAUCAUGCUGGUGUAUGUGUGGAGCCGACGUAACCCCAAUGUUCGCAUGAACUUCUUUGGCCUACUAAACUUUCAAGCCCCGUUUCUGCCCUGGGUGCUCAUGGGAUUCUCCCUGCUUCUAGGAAAUUCCAUCAUUGUUGACCUUCUAGGCAUUGCUGUCGGACAUGUGUACUUCUUUCUGGAGGAUGUCUUCCCAAACCAGCCUGGGGGUGGCAGGUGGCUGAAGACACCAACCAUUCUAAAGAUGUUGUUUGACACUCCGGAAGAAGAUGCUAACUAUAACCCCCUCCCAGAGGAGCGCCCAGGUGGCUUUGCCUGGGGGGAGGGGCAGCGCCUUGGCGGCUAGGCCAGCCUCCCACCCCUGCGUCAGACUUGCGGACAUUUCUUCAGAGAGCUACGAAAGACUCCUUUCUCUUUUUACCCAUUUCUCUUGCUCUGGAUUAAGAGUGUGAAACCCCCCUCCCUCUGUGUACCAGCAGGAUUUGCGGUUGUCUAUGUUCGAGGCAAGUGUCUCCUUCAAGCUGUUGACUGUAUUGUUCAGUCUUGUCAGACUGUCACUAAAGAUUGUGUGAAAGGGCACAGCAAUUUCAGAACUGCAGAAGGGACUAGUGACAGCUGCUCUUGAUCAUGGCCGUCUUCGUGUUUCAUCAGUUUUUUACUAACGUAGAUCAAAUGAACAAUUAUCUGCUGACGAAAAGAGAAGAGGAAAAAUUGUGGAACAAUUCUGAUCUUCGCAGCCUUUUUUCAAUUUUACUUUUUUUUCUAAAGAAUAAAUGUAUGUGAAAAGUAUAAAUGUGGCAAAGGAAAAUGUUUUCUGUCGUUUGUUGCGCAGUGAUGGAAUAAUAUUUUGAUUUAAUUUUGCAGUGAUUGUCUCGUUCUCAAAUAAUCUCACUGAUUGACUGCUGUUUUGGUAUGAAUAUAUUGUAGAGAUCAGUGUUCUACAUGGUCUAAACUGAAGGUUCACACCCGUUAUAAUACAGUAGAGUAGUACAGAAUCUCAGAAACCCUUUGGGGAAUGUGAGUAAUUCAGAACUCUGAAACCGAAGUUAAAAUGUGCUUGUUUUCAUUUUAAUUAUUCAUUGGAAUGGUUGUUGUAGACUUUAUUUUUGUCAGGCUCUUAUUUUGUUGCCGUAAAUCUUUUUGUAACUUAACCAAUAAUCAGACGAGCAACUGGAAGGUUCUUCUUGGAACUUUUUUUUUUUUUCUACUUCAGCCUACCAAAAGAUGCAACAUAAUAAAAUGCCUUCUAAGGACCUGUUCAGUUAA